UGUGCCUCAUACCCCACAAUUAGGCGAGAGCUGAGGAGUUGUACAAUUUAUAAAGCUUACUUAACGUAAGACUCAGCUACUAUGUAGAACCUAGGAGUAUGCCACGUUGGAACUUCACAAAGGAACAUGACCAUUCAGAGAUUAAAUGACUUGUUACACACAGCUGACAUUCUUCAUUGAUCAAUGUUAGUUACUUUGACCAAUAAGACUCAAAAGAGAGUUGUACAUAUUACCGAGGCAAGUAAGAGAGGCACAGACGAACUUACACUUAUAUCCUCCUGAUUCAACGACAUGUCUUCAAAAUAGCUAUAGGGAACUACAACACAAUUCGAGUCAUUCUUAUAUUAUUAAUCGCACUUCUUUUUUCGCUUUUGAUAAUGGCUACUAGCAAUCAACUUAUUGUGCCUAUUCCCACUCAACUUCCUGAGCUGAAGCCAGAUACAUAUUUUUCUCAAGCGCAAUGGCGAAUUCUCCUUGCGCUAGUCGAUGCUGUCGUCCCAUCGAUUGUUGCAGACUCAAACACAACGGAUAAAAAGCUUCACCUACAAGUCUCGAAGUCCCAAUUGGAAGAGUCGUAUAAGCGUAUAAAGAAUUCUAUGAAACAUCCCCCAAACUAUGAGAAAUUCCAGCAGUACCUCCAAUCGCGCCCGCUGGACAAUCCGCGGUUCUUACAAGCAGUUAAGCGCAUACUCGAAAGCGUUCCAGAUAGUAAUAGGAAACAGCUCGGUGCCAUUCUUAACAUGAUGGCCACUCGUCUGGGGAGCCUGGCUGCAACGGGCUACUACACCCCUUUGCACGAACAACCAAUUCACAUCAGAGAAUCAGUAGUUCAAGCAUGGAACCACUCGUGGAUAACCGUCUGGCCCUUGAUUGGGAAUUCAAUCACUAGAAUAGCCAGGGUCUGCUUUGCUCACACAGAUCCUUUGUUUCGCGAGCUGAGCAGCUACACCGAGGUUUCCGAUGGCUAUAAGCCCGGCCCCUCAUUCGACUUCGACUUCAUGCAAUUCGAAGCUGGAUCCGAGAUAGAAACAAUUGAUACUGACGUCGUAAUCGUCGGCUCAGGGUGCGGAGGGGCAGUCUGCGCCAAGGUCCUUUCCGAGGCCGGGCACAAGGUAAUUGUUGUCGAUAAAGGCUAUUACUUCCCCCCUUCCAAGCUACCGAUGGAAAUCGAAGCAGGUCUUAGAUUUCUUUACGAAGGAAAUGGCACGAUGCAGACCGUAGACGGCUCCGUGACUAUCCUCGCCGGCAGUUGCUGGGGAGGAGGUGGAACAGUGAACUGGAGUGUCAGUCUAAAUCUCCAGGGGUUCGUACGACAGGAGUGGGCAGACCAGGGUCUAGACUUCUUUACCACGCAAGAGUUCCAACGCUGCAUAGAUCGCGUUUGUGACUAUAUGGGUGUUAGUGAUGCGCAUAUACGCCAUAACCAUGGAGCAAACGUUAUCCUUAACGGAUCAAAAAAAUUGGGCUGGACUGCGAAGCCAUGUCCUCAAAAUACUGGAGGCGCCGAACACUAUUGUGGCAAUUGUGCUACCGGCUGCGGAUCCGGCGAAAAGAAAGGCCCGUCUGUAAGCUGGCUUCCGGCUGCUGCAAGAGCGGGCGCGAAGUUUAUUGAAGGCUUCAACGCAACUGAAGUACUCUUUGAUAAGACUCGUGGGUUAAAGACAGCGGUUGGUGUGCUAGGAACGUGGACAUCACGAGAUAAUGAUGGGAACGUCCAUACGCCCGAGUCUGAAAGGAUCCAGAGGCAGGUUCGAAUAAGAGCGAAGAGAGUUAUUGUAUCUUGUGGCACACUCAACAGUCCACUGUUACUAAUGAGAAGCGGAUUAAGGAACCCUCAUAUCGGCAAACAUCUUUACCUCCAUCCGGUUUGCCAAAUAAACGCCGCGUUUGACAAAGAUAUCAAAGGCUGGGAAGGGGGGAUUUUGACGAGUGUUUGCAGCAGCUUUGAGAAUCUGGACGGGAAAGGACACGGCGUGAAACUUGAGCCGACUAGCAUGAUUCCUUACAUGUUCCUGCACGGACACCCCUGGCAGAACGCGUUGCAAUGGAAGUUAGACGUACUACGUGCCCGGCAGAUGAACAGUUUCAUCUCCAUGGCCCGUGACCGCGACACGGGCCGAGUAUACCCAGAUCCGAACGACGGACGGCCCAUCGUCAAAUAUUCGCCCUCGGCUUUCGACCGUAAGCACAUACUAACCGGAACAAUCGCCCUGGCCAAACUGUGCUACGUCGAAGGCGCGACCGAAAUCUGGCCCUUUGUCAAAAGCAUACCGUCCUUCGUGCGGCGAUCCGAACCAACCAACCCCUCCUCCUCCACCACCACCACCACGCCAGAUGAGGGGGAUGAUCACAUCGACCAAGGGAUCAACGAUCCGGACUUCGUCGCUUGGCUGAAAAACCUCGAGCGUGCCGGGCUUAACUUCCCCGACGCGGCGUUCGCAUCGGCUCACCAGAUGGGCACGUGCCGAAUGAGCGCGCACCCGGCUCGUGGCGUGGUCGAUCCCGAGGGCCGGGUCUGGGAAGCGCGGGGCUUGUACGUAGCGGACGCGAGCGUGUUCCCGACGGCGGCGGGCGUAAACCCCAUGGUUACCAACAUGGCUAUUGCGGACUGGAUCGCUAGGCGCCUGUCGAAGGAUCUGGUAAGAGAGGAGUACAUUCGUGCCGCGUUGUGAGAUAGAUACCCGGUACCUAACCUAGGUCUACCUAACCUGUACCUAUGUGGGUUACUUGAGGUACCUAUACGACCUCUGGUGGGAGGACCAGAACCACAUAUAUCUGUCAUAUUUGGCGGCCAAACAGAUUGUAACUAAAUGUUCCCCGAGGCGGAAACAACUCAAUCGUCUCCUUUCCAGCUUCUAUAUGAAAUAAUGCCAUCAUUUACUUUUUGCGUAUGUCCAACGUUAGCAAUCGGCCUCCUUAUUAAGAGAAAAUCUUUUCAUGUCGUAAGGAACUCCUAGUUAGGUACCUAUACUUUCAC
This is a messenger RNA of Daldinia caldariorum, 2977 nucleotides long. Its product is annotated as long-chain fatty alcohol dehydrogenase. The transcript is spliced from 7 exons. Bases 378 to 2672 code for a protein of 764 amino acids. NCBI's taxonomy places the organism in Eukaryota, Fungi, Ascomycota, Sordariomycetes, Xylariales, Hypoxylaceae. The record is from RefSeq and is a predicted model, not a curated record. Gene Ontology annotation, molecular function: long-chain-alcohol oxidase activity; flavin adenine dinucleotide binding.